Messenger RNA from Trichoderma asperellum CBS 433.97, 553 nucleotides. The record is from RefSeq and is a predicted model, not a curated record. NCBI's taxonomy places the organism in Eukaryota, Fungi, Ascomycota, Sordariomycetes, Hypocreales, Hypocreaceae.
GAAAUGGUGAGCGACUGGCACGUGAUUGGUGCUGCCUUUCUUCACCUCUGCUUGAUAUGCCUAGUAGGUAUCUGCCUAUUCAAAAAUUACUACAGAAGAGAGCCACGUUUGCAACAUCAGUCGACCGACUGGUCCAUCAUCGCACCAUGCCGAUGCUGCUGGAUCCCAAAUUGCCUUGCGGCACAGAUGAUGCACGAUCUCCCGCCCGCCAGGAAAUGGAACAGCUGGUCUGUGGCUGUGUCGACGCUAAUUAAUGCUGGCUAGUUUCUGGUGCCGGCAGCCUCAAAAUCAGCCGCUCCACGAAGCCCCCAGUCAAAGAUGGAGCCAAAAAUGAAAGAAGGCAAAAAGCUGUUCCAAAUGAAUCGUUCACCAAUCGGCUACCUUUUCUUUCUCCCAGCAGGCUUGGCUCAGCCGCAGAUUUUACUACUGGUGCCUAGACCACUCCUGUUCUCAGGUACUAGCAGCAUCAGUGAUAGCGUUGUAUAUCCCCUGCCAAAGGAUUCGAGUUUGCUAGCCAAUGCUUCAGCUGCCGCAUAUAAGACGGCUGAUUAGU